CGCGAUAACACGCACAGGCAGCAGCUGGUAGAGAAGCGGAGCCGGGAGGAGAGCGCAGUCCGCAAAACCCAAAAACUUCAACACUCAUCAGUUGAAGGAUUUUAGGGUUUUGUCAGCGAGCAGCGUCAGCCUUCUAUAUCUUAUAUUUCUGCUCACUUUUUUGGUGUAACGACACCGACGGAAAUAGAGAUAUAAAUAAAAAAAAUAGAGUUGUGUGCGCGGUAAAUCGUAAACUAGCUGUUAGCGUUAGCAUUAGCAUUUAGCGUUAUCAUUAGCUUAGCCGAGCAGCACCGCGCCUCGCCUCACAGCACCGCAACGCACCGCACCGCACCGGGGGACGGAAUGGAGCUGAUAACAAUCCUCGAAAAAACCGUCUCUCCAGAUCGGAAUGAGCUGGAGGCAGCACAGAAGUUUCUGGAGCAAGCUGCCAUUGAGAAUUUGCCUACGUUCCUGGUGGAGCUGUCGAAGGUGUUGGCGAACCCGGGGAACACGCAGGUAGCCCGAGUCGCCGCCGGCCUGCAGGUGAAGAACUCUCUCACAUCUAAGGACCCGGACGUGAAAGCGCAGUAUCAGCAGAGAUGGCUGGCCAUCGACGCCAACGCUCGCCGCGAGAUCAAGAACUACGUGCUGCAGACUCUGGGCACGGAGACGUACAGGCCGAGCUCCGCCUCUCAGUGCGUGGCCGGGAUUGCGUGUGCAGAGAUCCCGGUCAGUCAGUGGCCGGAGCUGAUUCCCCAGCUGGUGGCGAACGUCACUGACCCGAACAGCACCGAACACAUGAAGGAGUCCACGCUGGAGGCCAUCGGAUACAUCUGUCAGGACAUCGAACCAGAGCAGCUCCAGGACAGCGCGAAUCAGAUUCUCACCGCCAUCAUCCAGGGCAUGAGGAAAGAGGAACCGAGCAACAACGUCAAAUUAGCAGCCACCAACGCUCUGCUCAACUCUCUGGAGUUCACUAAAGCCAACUUCGACAAGGAGACGGAAAGACACUUCAUCAUGCAGGUCGUCUGUGAAGCCACACAGUGUCCAGACACCAGGGUGAGAGUGGCUGCGUUACAGAACCUGGUGAAGAUCAUGUCCUUGUAUUAUCAGUACAUGGAGACGUACAUGGGCCCUGCGCUGUUCGCAAUCACAAUUGAAGCCAUGAAGAGUGACAUUGAUGAAGUUGCUCUGCAAGGAAUUGAGUUCUGGUCCAACGUGUGUGACGAGGAGAUGGACUUGGCCAUCGAAGCCACGGAGGCAUCGGAGCAGGGCCGGCCGCCGGAGCACACCAGCAAGUUCUACGCUAAAGGAGCUCUGCAGUACCUGGUGCCCAUUCUCACACAGACCCUCACGAAGCAGGACGAGAACGACGAUGACGAUGACUGGAACCCGUGUAAAGCGGCCGGCGUGUGUCUCAUGCUCCUGGCCACGUGCUGCGAGGACGACGUCGUGCCUCACGUCCUCCCCUUCAUCAAAGAGCACAUCAAACACCCGGACUGGCGCUACAGGGACGCUUCUGUCAUGGCGUUCGGCUCCAUCCUGGAAGGACCUGAACUUAACCAGCUCAAACCGCUAGUCAUCCAGGCCAUGCCCACCCUGAUCGAGCUGAUGAAGGACCCCAGUGUGGUGGUGAGGGACACCACGGCGUGGACGGUGGGACGAAUCUGUGACCUGCUGCCUGAAGCUGCCAUUAACGAGCUGUACCUGAAUCCUCUGCUGCAGUGCCUCAUCGAGGGGUUAGGGGCCGAGCCGCGCGUCGCCUCCAACGUCUGCUGGGCGUUCUCCAGUUUGGCUGAAGCUGCGUAUGAAGCCACUGAUGCCGCUGAAGAUCAGGAGGAACCCAGCACCUACUGCCUCUCCUCUUCAUUCGAACUCAUCGUACAGAAACUUCUGGAAACCACAGACAGGCCGGACGGACACCAGAACAACCUGCGCAGCGCGGCGUACGAGGCUCUGAUGGAGAUAGUGAAGAACAGCGCUAAGGACUGUUACCCUGCGGUGCAGAAAACCACUCUGGUCAUCAUGGAGCGCCUGCAGCAGGUUCUGCAGAUGGAGUCUCACAUCCAGAGCACGUCAGACCGAAUCCAGUUUAACGAUCUCCAGUCUCUGCUCUGUGCCACACUGCAGAACGUUCUGAGGAAGGUGCAGCACCAGGACGCUCUGCAGAUCUCUGACGUGGUCAUGGCGUCUCUCCUGCGCAUGUUUCAGAGCACAGCCGGCUCCGGAGGAGUGCAGGAGGACGCCCUCAUGGCUGUUAGUACUCUGGUAGAAGUUUUGGGCAGUGACUUCCUGAAAUACAUGGAUGCCUUCAAACCAUUCCUGGUUAUUGGACUGAAGAACUAUCAGGAAUAUCAGGUGUGUCUGGCCGCUGUGGGUCUGGUGUGUGACCUGUGUCGAGCCCUGAUGGCCAACAUUCUGCCUUACUGUGAUGAAAUCAUGCAGCUGCUGCUGGAGAACCUGGGCAAUGAGAACGUGCACCGGUCCGUGAAGCCGCAGAUCCUGUCCGUGUUCGGUGACAUCGCUCUGGCCAUCGGAGGGGAGUUUAAGAAAUAUCUGGAGGUGGUGUUGGACACACUGCAGCAAGCAUCUCAAGCACAAGUGGACAAGACGGACUACGACAUGGUGGAUUAUCUGAACGAGCUGCGUGAAGGCUGUCUGGAGGCGUACACAGGAAUCAUUCAGGGCCUCAAAGGAGACCAGGAGAACGUUCACCCGGACGUGAUGCUGGUGCAGCCGCGUGUGGAGUUCAUCCUGUCCUUCAUCCACCACAUCGCUGAGGAUGAGGAUCACUCUGACGGAGUAGUGGCCAACGCUGUCGGACUCAUCGGUGACCUGUGCACAACAUUCGGUAAGGACGUGAUGAAGCUGGUGGAGGUUCGUCCUCAGAUUAACGACCUGCUCACCGAGGGACGACGAUCCAAAACCACCAAAACCAAAACUCUCGCCACGUGGGCCACCAAGGAGCUCCGCAAGCUCAAGAGUCAGGCCUGAUCCAUCAUCUCCGAGGGGAACGUUAACACACCGUGAGAGAAGCGGCCGAGUGGAGUUGUGUGUUUUUGGCCCGCGCGAGUGGGAGCAGAAGAGUGUGUGUGUGCGCUGAGCUGAGUGUCUGAGAGUGAGUGAGCGAGAGAGAGAGAGAGAGAGAGAGCGAGUGAGCGAGCGAGUGAACGAGUGAGCGUGACAAAUGAGAUCACACCACCUUCUGAGUGAAGAUUCCAGCAGUCGAAAAAGGAAGAAGGCUGAUCAAUAAAUAAAAACAGCAGCCCCUCCCUUUUCCUCUCCUCUUCUCCCCCCCUCCUCCUCCCUGUAUAUCCCUCCAUCCUGAACCCCGACACUCCUCCCUCUCUCCGAACUCCCCGAGCUCCUUUUCUCCUUCACCUGUGGACUCAGUAUGGACAACAUGAACUGGAUUAGCUUCCUAGCUCCUCUGUAGGCUCUUACUAUAAACCGUGAAUAAUCAACCGAGGGAGGGGGCGGAGCAACUGCCCAAAACGGACUACUUCACUCAUUCAGCGGAUCUGUGAAGCCCCUCCCACUCCCACUCCCCCCUCCCCACCUUCUUUUCUUUUACUUUCUCUUUCACUUUAUAAGCACUAUGAGUUUCUGACUUGACGAGGACACGGGGAGGGGAUCGAACAUCACAAAAACAUGGCUGCUGGAGUCCAAGAUGGCCGACUGAGAGUGUGUGUGAGUGAGGGAGGGGGUUUCGCUGUCUCUACCCCGCCCCCUCUCACCCCCUGGCCCCUCCCUUUUCUGUUCUUUCAGCUUGAGAAAUAAACGUAGCUCUUAACGCUGUAUUUCUGCGUAUAAUUACCAGAGGGAGACGAUUGGCUUUUUUUUUUUUUUUUUUUUAAACAGCACUUCAAAAAAUACAGCUGCUCUUCCCUGAAAUCACUGAAAUGUUCACUUUUUUUUUUUUUUUUUGUUUUUACUUUUCAGUACAUUUCUGUGUGCUUUUGUUUUUUUUCCCCCUUGUCAUCGAUGUGGGCUCUGAGUUCCAGACUUUUCUCUUCAGUCGGCUCGGCUGAGAGAGAGACUCGAGGUUUAUCGCUUGUUUUGAGCACUUUUGGGACGUACACGAAGGGAUCGACGACUCGAAGGUGAAAGCACCCAAUUCACACUUUUAAAAUUACUGCAGGAAAAAAGUGCCAAAAAUAAAAUGGGAAAAAAAAAAAAUCAAUGAAUGAACCAGGCUUAAAAUUUCUUCUGGUUUGACGCGUCGUAGAGAAAAAGAGAGAG
Pangasianodon hypophthalmus (striped catfish) is the source of this 4221-nucleotide messenger RNA. RefSeq names its product karyopherin (importin) beta 1 (gene kpnb1). Gene Ontology annotation, molecular function: nuclear import signal receptor activity; small GTPase binding. The transcript is spliced from 22 exons. Gene Ontology annotation, cellular component: nucleus; cytoplasm. Bases 343 to 2973 code for a protein of 876 amino acids. Gene Ontology annotation, biological process: protein import into nucleus. NCBI's taxonomy places the organism in Eukaryota, Metazoa, Chordata, Actinopteri, Siluriformes, Pangasiidae. The record is from RefSeq and is a predicted model, not a curated record.